CUUGAAUUUACUGAUUCUAUCGAGUUCAAAAACACACCCCAUGCUAUUUAAGAAACUCUGUUUACCAUCGUCGCAAUUUCUCACACCCUCUUCUUUUCUACUACAUCACACGCUCCCUCUUCCUCACUUUCGCAAACCCAUCGACACUCUAUGCUCUUCUUUACCAUCAUACGCGUCUUCUCUCGUUAACAUCGUGAUACAGCUCUAAAUACACUCAACAUCGUAAGUUUCUUUCCUUCCUUUUUUUUUCGUUCGCGUCAUCUAUGCGACGCUUAUUUCUAUACGUCGAUCCAUCUUUCAUGUAUGCCCUCCUGUCGUCUCCUCUGAAAUUAAAUAAUCAGAUAUUCGACGCUACAUCGAGUAUCACCUAUAAAAUCUAUUGAAUUUAUCAUCGCUAUCUCAUCACCGUCCCUGUUACUCAACACGACACCGUCACAACCCAAGGUAUUCUAUUUCCUUUUCGAAUCGUCGUUCAUCUAUUGAUAAUAUUGGUUCUAUCCCUAUCUCGACGCUCUCUGUUUACAUCUUUUCAUGCUUCAAUUUUUAUAUCAUUUUUGCUAUGAUAAUUAACCAUCAGUAGCUUGACGUACAAUCAUGUCACCUGAUAGUGACGGGACCAUGAUGAACCAAGCUAGCAACACGGUGUCUCCUGGAACGAACACCCUAACCGUUCCUGCCAUGAAUGUCAAUACCCAUGACCAGGUGGUUAGUCAAGGUAACAACGGCGUGGCCUCGUGCGAGCCAGCAGUUACCUCGAACCGCCAAGAGGUAACCCGUACCAGCACCGAGAAGCCAGCUGCUCGUCGCCCACGCCGCAAGAAUAUGCUCAAGGAACUUGGAUCGGAGGAUGAAGUUCUCAAAGCACGAAUGGUCGCAACGGAGAAUGAGGACAUCUUUGAGAAGAAGGACGGUACAUACUCUGCCAUCCGACGAUCCACUAGACGACACGCCAUCGCCGCCACCGAGAGAACCUCCGUUCUCUACGCGACCGGUCGCAGCCAGCCACCUGCCACUCGCCGCCGUCGCAAGGUUGCCACACGCCGUGCCAAGGCCGUCCAGACCCAGACGAGCGCUACCCCCGCGGCGCGAGUUUUUGAGAAGAUCACGGACGACCGUGUGAUAAACGGCGUCUCUCAGCUCCAGGUCAAGUGGGUCGGCGUCCCCGAGGACCAGAGUACGUGGGAGGAUGGUGCCAGCCUUGCGGACUACGCUCAGGAGGUAUAUAACUAUUUCCAUGCCCGCUAUUAUCCUUCAAACUAGGCAAGGAAGUGAUGCGAUACAAUACUUCUUCUAUCUUAUCUUAGGGAACGAAUCACGAUUAUGAUUAACGCCAGUCAUGGAAUUUGGGCGGACGGUCUUUCGGUUUCUGGGAGGUUUUGUUAUGAGUUGAACGGUGUUUAAAGGUCUAAGGGACUAACGAUUCUCACGCACAUAUGAAUGCUUGAGCUGGAUGAUGGACAGGUUUCUUUCUUGUUUUAACCUUAAUACUCUUUUACCGGUUUUCUUUUCGCAAUUCUGUCUGCUAUAUGUUAAGCAGUACUGUUUUUCCCCGGACGCCUCAAUACAGGCUCAAGGGCUCAUCAUUGAGCCCUUCUUCAGGUAGCUUAUCAAAGCAUUACCCCUUAUUAUAGUGAAGCAGUGAAGGUGAAGAAGUGAAAUGUGGAUGUGUUGUCGUGU
Messenger RNA from Annulohypoxylon truncatum, 1677 nucleotides. RefSeq lists its product as uncharacterized. Bases 595 to 1260 code for a protein of 221 amino acids. The transcript has 2 exons. The record is from RefSeq and is a predicted model, not a curated record. NCBI's taxonomy places the organism in Eukaryota, Fungi, Ascomycota, Sordariomycetes, Xylariales, Hypoxylaceae.